Molecule: messenger RNA, 2415 nt
Organism: Entelurus aequoreus (snake pipefish)
Lineage: Eukaryota; Metazoa; Chordata; Actinopteri; Syngnathiformes; Syngnathidae
Gene: lrp11
Product: low density lipoprotein receptor-related protein 11
Exons: 9
Coding region: 198-1820 (540 amino acids)
Molecular function (GO): serine-type endopeptidase inhibitor activity; protein binding
Source: RefSeq, a predicted model, not a curated record
ACAACAGCAGAUUUUUAGCAUCGUCACAGGAUAACCACCUCCCUCCUUUUAAAUUAGGAUUUAAACAUAACUGCGUGUAGUUUUGUGUUUUUGUCCUAAAUCGGCUGGGGAUCAUCCUGAUGUGCCUCACAGCAUCAUCAUCAUCAUCAUCAUCAUCACCAUUGGGACAAUCAAGGAGAGUUUAGUGAGCAAACAAGAUGGCGGCCGGGCAGCAUCACCGCUCGCCGCUGUCUCUGCUGCUUCUUCUUUGCUUCCUUCCGCCCGGCCACUCGCGAACCUCCGCCAUAUCGGACUUAAAGUCGAAAAUAUCCGGAGUGGAGGAGCUCCUGGAGGAGUUCCGCAAGCAGCUCCAGCAGGACCAAACGUACAGGCCGAGCGAGGUGGCCGACUCAUGCGUGAGCGACUUCGCCUCGGCCCGGGAGAGCAUCAUCCGAGCCAAGGCCUCCAUCGAGCAGGGCGCCACCUUCCUGAUGGCGCCGGACCGAGUGUACACCUGGCGGGACUGUGUUCACGCCUGCUGCUCCCAGCCUCACUGCACCGUGGCGGUGGUCCAGGAGGAGCCGAGGCAGCCCGGGGAGAGCCUCAACUGCUACCUGUUCAAUUGUACCUACAGGAGCCAAAAUGUCUGCUCCUUUGCACCGCAGCCGGGCUUCACCUCCCACAGCCGCCCGGCGAACGCCACGCUGGGGCAACUCGUGCCGGAUGCCCCCGGGGGCUUGGAGCGGAAGACUGGGGAGCUGGAUGAUACACAAGAGGUAGACGAGCCCCCCCGCUGCGACGCCGGACAGGAUGUGAUGAUCCAGCUGCCCACCGACUGGGCUGUUCUGGACGGCCGCGAUAGCGUAGACGACCACGAGAUCAGUCGCUACGACUGGACUCUGGUCAAGGGGGACACAGGCGUCACUAUGAAGGCUACUCACCCCGGGUUGUUAAAGAUCACCGGUCUCCAGGAAGGCGUCUACACUUUCCAGAUGACUGUUACUGACACGUCGGGCCAAAAGAGCUCAGACAACGUGUCCGUCACCGUGUUGGCACCCAAGCACCAAGCAGAAGUUUGUACGGGACGCUGCUCCAACUACCAGUUCAAAUGUGACGACGGCUGCUGCAUCGACAUCACCUUCGCCUGUGACGGGAAGCAACAUUGUCCUGAUCGCUCCGAUGAAGAUUUCUGUCCAAACUUCGACACCAGCAGGAAGUCUGUGACCCACACCGAGGGUCUGCCCGUAUCCCAGCUUGCAGCCACACGCACUGAGGACAGCUUUAUGGUCCAGACUGGACCCAGCAAGACCACGGAGAACAACAGACCUUCUCAGGAGAGGAGCAAAGCCACACCGCAACCCCGUCAACAACCGGAUACAGCCAGUCAAGACCCGUGUGCCUCUGCUCCAGUAGUAGGACCGUGCAAGGGCACCUUUGCACGCUGGUACUAUGAUCAGGAAGCAGGAGAAUGCAAACACUUCCUGUACGGCGGUUGCCAGGGCAACCACAACAACUUCCUCCAGGAGUCGGACUGCGUCAGUGAAUGUAUACAGAAAAGUCCAGCCUUCAAACCAGCAAGUGUGUCUCCUCCUGUCACUAAACAGACUGACAUAACUUCACAGAGCCAAGAUAGCGACAUCCCGCUGUCCAAACCUGUCAAGGGAGGACAUCCGGGCCCAGAGUCAGGCGCCAUCCUCCCACUGGCACUGGGCCUGAUCAUCACCGCCCUGCUGCUGCUCAUGAUCGGCUGCCGGCUGCGGCUGGUUCGCCACAGGCUGAAGAAAACGCGACCCCUCACCACGGAGGAGUCCGAUUACCUCAUCAAUGGUAUGUACCUGUAGCCGCAGCAGACCUGGCAUGUAGGUUGGGGAAAGGACGAUGCCGCUAUGGAGCCUGAGCCUGGACCUUUUUCAGUUUGCACAGUCCCCCCCCCCCCUGUAGCCUGAUGUCUGUAAUUAUCUCAUCUGAUGCUUGGACUGUUCACUGGAGCCCUUUUUGUCCCCGUUUUCGCUGCUCACUGAUUUUUUUCUUUCUCAAGACGCACAGAUUGAAUAUAUUUUGCCAGUCUGAAAGCUCCAAAGUGCUUCAAAUCUGAUUUUUUCACAUCAGGAAGUAGUGCGAAUGACCUUGCAGAGUGGACUUCUAUGGACUUCUCAGUCAAACACAUCAUCAGCAGCUUUUCCAUACAGUAUAUUCAUGGGUAAAUGUCCUCUGUCUAGAUAUUAUUUUGAUAUGAAUAUCAUUCACUUUUUAAUUUCACCACUGUCCUUCCCACUCACUUCCUACCCUCUCAUGGCUUGGAAAACCAAGUUAUGUCCAUGCUAACUAGGGCUGCAACAACUAAUCGAUUAAAUCGAUUAUAAAAAUAGUUGGCGAUUAAUUUAGUCAUCGAUUCGUUGGAUCUAUGCUAUGCGCAUGCGCAGAGGCUCCUUUUUU